Molecule: messenger RNA, 1207 nt
Organism: Cynocephalus volans (Philippine flying lemur)
Lineage: Eukaryota; Metazoa; Chordata; Mammalia; Dermoptera; Cynocephalidae
Gene: VEGFD
Product: vascular endothelial growth factor D
Exons: 7
Coding region: 1-1065 (354 amino acids)
Biological process (GO): response to hypoxia; positive regulation of mast cell chemotaxis; positive regulation of endothelial cell proliferation
Cellular component (GO): membrane
Molecular function (GO): chemoattractant activity; growth factor activity; vascular endothelial growth factor receptor 3 binding
Source: RefSeq, a predicted model, not a curated record
AUGUACAGAGAGUGGGCAGUGGUGAAUAUUUUCAUGGUGUCUUACAUGCAGCUGGUGAAGGGCUCCAGUAACGAACAUGGACCAGUGAAGCGGUCAUCUUGGUCAAUGUUAGAACGCUCUGAGCAGCAGAUUAGGGCUGCUUCUAAUUUGGAGGAACUACUGCGAAUCACGCACUCUGAGGACUGGAAGCUGUGGAGAUGCCGGCUGAAGCUCAAAAGUUUUACCAGUCUGGACACUCGCUCAGCAUCCCAUCGGUCCACCAGGUUUGCCGCAACUUUCUAUGACAUUGAUACACUAAAAGUUAUAGACGAGGAGUGGCAAAGAACCCAGUGCAGCCCUAGAGAGACGUGUGUGGAGGUUGCAAGCGAGCUGGGGAAGACCACCGACACAUUCUUCAAGCCCCCUUGCGUGAACGUGUUCCGGUGCGGAGGCUGCUGCAAUGAAGAAAGCCUCAUCUGUAUGAACACGAGCACCUCGUACAUUUCCAAACAGCUUUUUGAGAUAUCAGUGCCUUUGACAUCAGUACCUGAAUUGGUGCCUGUUAAAGUUGCCAACCAUACAGGUUGUAAGUGCUUGCCAACGGCCCCCCGCCAUCCAUACUCAAUUAUCAGAAGGUCCAUCCAGAUCCCAGAAGAAGAUCGCUGUUCCCAUUCCAAGAAACUCUGUCCUAUUGACAUGCUGUGGGAUAACAAUAAAUGUAAAUGUGUUUUACAAGAAGAGGAUCCACUUGCUGGAACAGAAGACCUCUCUCAUCUCCAGGAACCAGCUCUCUGUGGGCCACACAUGAAGUUUGAUGAAGAUCGUUGUGAGUGUGUCUGUAAAACACCGUGUCCCAGAGAUCUCAUCCAGCACCCAGAAAACUGCAGUUGCUUUGAGUGCAAAGAAAGUCUGGAGAGCUGCUGCCAGAAGCACAAGAUAUUUCAUCCAGACACCUGCAGCUGUGAGGACAAAUGCCCCUUUCAUACCAGAACAUGUGUAAAUGGAAAACCAGCAUGUGCAAAGCAUUGCCGCUUUCCAAAGGAGAAAAGGGCUGCCCAGGGGCUCCACAGCCGAGAGGAUCCUUGAUUAAGCUUUGUUCCAAGUUCCCCAUCCCUGUCAUUUUAAACAGCAUUCUGCUUUGCAAAGUUGCUGUCACUUUUUUUUCCAGGUGUUAGAAAAAAAUCCAUUUUACAUAGUAGUACCACAGUGAAUCCAGACUAACCUUCCA